AUGGAUCGGGCAUUAGCAAAACUUAAUCUAUUCUAUUAUGUUAUUAAUUAUAUUGAAAAAGAAUUGGGAAUAAGUAGUUUAACUUGGAUUAUAAAUUUUCCUUCUGAUGUUGGAAAUUUAAUUAAUGAAAAAUUUCCAUUUAAAUCAUAUUUAAAUUAUUUAAAUGAUAUUAAAGAAGAUGAUAAUUCUUCAUUAUAUUAUCCACUUUGGACAAGAUCAAAAGUAGAUUUGACAACAAUGAAAUUUAUGAUGAAAUGGAAAUUAUCAUGA
Molecule: messenger RNA, 270 nt
Organism: Entrophospora candida
Lineage: Eukaryota; Fungi; Glomeromycota; Glomeromycetes; Entrophosporales; Entrophosporaceae
Source: the annotation of a GenBank genome assembly